Messenger RNA from Glossina fuscipes, 3349 nucleotides. RefSeq names its product peroxisome biogenesis factor 1 (gene Pex1). Gene Ontology annotation, molecular function: ATP hydrolysis activity; ATP binding. NCBI's taxonomy places the organism in Eukaryota, Metazoa, Arthropoda, Insecta, Diptera, Glossinidae. The record is from RefSeq and is a predicted model, not a curated record. Gene Ontology annotation, cellular component: peroxisomal membrane; cytosol; peroxisome. Gene Ontology annotation, biological process: protein import into peroxisome matrix.
AGCUUUUCAUAAACAUUAAUUCGCUAUCGCAUCAGCACAGCCAACAAAUCUAUAAGCGUUAGAAGGCGUAAUGUUUAAAAGAACAUUUAAAGUUGUUUUCCGUCCUGCUAGAAAUAAUUUUGUAUUAUUACCCGAAAAUUAUUUUAAAGUAGUCUCAACAUAUGAUACUGGUUGCCUUAACUUGCAGUACAAUGCUCGCAGUCAUUAUAUAUCUUGGGCGCCACAUGCCGGAACGGUAAAAGAAACGGAAAUUGGAAUUAAUGCCCGAGUUGCAAAGGAAAUUGGCUUGAAUGAAGAUGAUCUAGUGAAGUGCGUACUUGUUGCAGAUGUGUCAUCUUUACGAAAUGUGUUCGUUACGCCUGUUACUGCCAAGGAUUGGGAGAUUUUCGAAUUAAGUAGUGAGCAAGUAUCAAAAACUAUCCUGGAACAAACGCGUAUAAUUAAUAACAAUCAAAUACUAAUUGUUUGGGUAAAUAAAUCGAUACAGGCGGCGUUAACGGUUGACCGAUUAAAGCCUAGUGUACCUUAUGGUCGAAUAGAUCACACAACUGAGCUGAUUGUUGCUCAAAACUCAUUUAAAGCUAGUGAAAAUGAUAAUAACAAUAUGGAGAAUAAUGAAUCGAAUAAAUUAUUGCGAAGUAAAACUGCCGCAUAUAUUAAUAAUAAUUUUCAUGAAAAUGACGAAUCACAAUUGCUGCCGCGAUCGAUGACAGUUAAAAACGUGAACCAGUUGUCACGUACAUUAAGUGUAGCUAAAGUGAAUUGGCAGGAUAAAAUGGAGCGUUUAAAGAAGGAUCUCCAACGUGAAAAACCGAAAUUUAUGGAAUUUCGUGUGGUUUCAGGUCUCUGGCAUGGAAAAUUACAAAUCUCUGACGUUUUGAUAAGCGAAAGCAAUCGACCCGAUUGCAUGGAUUCCGACGCGAUAUAUUGCAUGCAAACGUUAGAAAAUAAAGAGUAUUACGUGCGCGUUAAAGUAACAAGCACAGACGAAAUACCACAAACAAUUCACCCUACCGUUGAAGUUAACGUUAGUCUUAUGAAACAUUUAAAUUUAAAGGAAUUAGAGAAGGUUGUAUUUAAGCCCAAACCGAUGAUCGUGAAUUUUGUGGAAAAGAUUGAACUUUUUGCAUCUAAAAAAACUCAUUAUAAAAUCGUUGAAAAUGCCUUUAAACGAUUUGUAAUCGAGAAAACGAAAACAAGUCCUAUGCUUCUAAACCAAAACGAAGUGGUCAAAUUAGAAGAAGAUCUUAUUGUAAGCGUGACCAUUCUACCUGAACACUUUCAAUAUUGCAUGAUUGAUAUGCAAUUUUUAAAAGAAAAUAAAAUUUAUGCAGCAGAUAUUGUACGUAAAGUUGAUGAUUUGAUUGAUGUUCAAGCCAAUGUGGAGUCACCCCUUAGCGUGAAGGAUCUCAUUAUGCUACCAAAACUUGAUUCGAUUGUUAGUUCGUUGAUUUAUGAACUGAAAAGUAAUUUAUGUCUCGACUCAAAAAAUUCCAUUCUUCGACAGACGAAUAUACUUCUCUCAGGAGCGACAGGAACAGGGAAAACUGUUGUUGUUGAGCGAGUACUGGAUCAGUUGAUACGUAAGCCAUUUUACUGUUAUUUUGAUAUUUUUUAUUGCACCCGUAGUAAAGGACGCAAGGCUGAAUCCAUUCAAAAGGAUUUACGAACACUUUUUACAACUUCUCUUCAAAACGCGCCAUCAAUUCUCGUUCUGGAAAAUUUAGAUGCCUUGGCUCAUACCUCAGGGGAACAGAUUACUCACGAUGGUGAAUACUACAAUCGAAUCGCCGAUACAGUACAUCAGCUGAUAGUUCAAUACACCAGUAGCCAUCCCAUAGCUGUCAUUGCUACAAUUAACGACGUGCAAACGCUUAAUACCCGAUUGUAUUCCCCCCGUGGCAGACAUCUCUUCCAAACUAUUGUUAAGCUGCCAAAUUUAGAAUUAUUAGAUCGCGAAGUGAUUCUUAAGGAACUUUGUGGUCACAUUAGGAGCAACAAACUAGAUUUUAAAAGGUUCGCUGGAUUGACCGAGGGUUACAAUUACAGUGAUUUAGUGCAAUUUGUUGAACGGGCGAUUUUCUAUGCUUAUCGUAUAAAUAAAAUUCAUCCGAUUCUUACAAAUGAACAACUAAUGAAUUCGCUUGAGAGUACAAACGCUUAUUGCUUGCACGGAAUUGUAAGCUAUAAUUUGGCGAAAAAUAGUCUUGAGGGCAAUGAAGUAUCCAUUGAAAAAACGCCCGCCUUGGAAUCGGUUGUGUCGGUUCUUGAGGAAGUCUUAAGGUGGCCGUCAAGGUAUCCAAGUAUUUUUAAUCUGUCGCCACUGCGGAACCAAGCUGGUGUUUUAUUGUACGGCCCUCCCGGUACGGGAAAGACGUAUCUGGUAUCAAAAAUUAGUAGUUGCUGGAAUUUGCGAAUAAUAUCUGUGAAAGGGCCUGAACUCUUAGCCAAAUAUAUCGGACAAAGUGAAGAAAAUGUACGAAACCUCUUCAAUAGAGCGCGAAGCGCCAAGCCUUGCGUACUUUUUUUUGAUGAAUUUGAUAGCUUAGCACCUAAACGUGGUCACGAUUCAACCGGUGUUACCGAUCGCGUUGUCAAUCAACUACUAACUGAACUGGAUGGUGUAGAAGAUUUGCAAGGUGUUACGGUUAUUGCAGCAACUUCCAGACCCGAAUUACUUGAUCCGGCUUUAUUGCGUUCGGGACGUAUAGAUCGUUUGGUUGAAUGUUCCUUGCCAAAUGACGCUGCUCGAUUAGCCAUAUUCAAAGCUCUUUCUCAAACUCUUGCUCUUGACGAAACUGUCGAUUUUGAAUAUUUCGCUUCAAAAACGCAAAAUUAUACUGGUGCCGACAUUCAAAGUAUAUUAACGUCAGCUAAUAUGAUUGCAAUAAAAGAGGCCUUGGGAGAAUGUAAUAAGAGUUCAUUAGAUAAAGUUUUGGUGAAGCAAAACCAUUUGAUCGAGGCCUUUAACACUACACGUCCAUCUCUUAGUGCCAUCGAUAUUGGCAAAUAUCAAAAAACUUACGCAAAAUUUACAAACAAAGACAAGAGCUCACGAGAAUAUGUAUCGAAACGGACGACACUUGCUUAGUUCGGAUGCCUGUACAAGUUUCAAUUAAAAGACAAGUCACAUAAUUUAUUUAUUUUCUAGCAAUCAACUAUUUGCAAAGGGGUUAAGGAAUAUAUAUAUAUAUAUAUAUAUAUAUUUAUUAUUAUUAUUAUUAUUAUUAUUUUUAUUAUUGUUAUGCAUGUACAUUGUUUGAAUGCAUGCAUAUUUUCAUGCAUUCACAUACACUUCACUUUUCCAAGCAAUAUGUUGUUAUAAUAAAAAAAUGCUUGAGUGAAUUUU